This is a messenger RNA of Boleophthalmus pectinirostris (great blue-spotted mudskipper), 2407 nucleotides long. Its product is annotated as E3 ubiquitin-protein ligase TRIM39-like. The record is from RefSeq and is a predicted model, not a curated record. NCBI's taxonomy places the organism in Eukaryota, Metazoa, Chordata, Actinopteri, Gobiiformes, Gobiidae. Gene Ontology annotation, molecular function: zinc ion binding; protein binding. Bases 120 to 1757 code for a protein of 545 amino acids. The transcript is spliced from 2 exons.
CCAACAGUUUGAAAACUGAACGGAACUUCUGUGCGCUGCAGAGAAGGUUCAACAAAACAACAUCUCCGCAGAAAAACAGACUUCUAAUCUAUGUGCUUACAAUAACUGCACUUUUGGACAUGGCUACGAGUCCUGUGAGCCCUGUGAUUGAAGACCACCUGCUGUGCCCUAUCUGCUUAGAGGUGUUUAAGGACCCCAUCUCUACUCCAUGCGGCCAUAACUUUUGUAAAAACUGCAUCUCCAAACACUGGGACAACAACGAUUUGUCAUGUCCUUUGUGUAAAAAGGAAUUCAGCUCUAGGCCUGUCCUUCAUGUUAACACUUUCAUUUCAGAAAUCUGCUCCAAGUUUAUGAACCCGACCAUGGAUGAAAAUGUGGAACUAUAUUUGGCAGGGGAAAAAGGAGACAUCAUGUGUGAUAUUUGCACUGGACGUAAACAAACUGCUGUAAAAUCCUGCCCGGUAUGUCUCUUUUCUUAUUGCCAGAAUCACUUAGAACCUCAUUUGACCGUCCCCCGCCUUCAAAAACACCAACUUAUGGAGCCAGUGGAGAACUUAGAAGAAAGGAUGUGCUCAGAACAUGAUAAACCCUUGGAGCUGUACUGUCUCCAAGAUCAAGUCUGUGUCUGUAUGGUGUGCACUGUUCUCGGCCAUAAGAACCACAAUAUAGUCCCUUUAAAGGAGGAGUUUGAAAACCAGCAAGUCUCACUGAAGCAAAGCAUAUCUGAGAACUGCCGUUUAAUUGAAGAGAGGCAAGAGAAAGUUCAGAAGGUUAGACAACGUGUGGAGCUGAGUCGCAGUUGUGCACAAAGAGAAAUCAACAGUGGUAUGGUGUUCUUUGAUGCUGUCUUGGAGCUUGUUCAGAAAAGCAUGGCAGAGUUUCAAAAUGAGAUCCUGACAAAGCAGAGGGCGAACGAGAAGGAAGCGGAUGCACUAAUUUCAGAGCUGGAAAGCGAGAUUUGUCAACUGGGGCACAGAGACAUUAAAAUGGGAAAACUGGCAUCCUCCAAUGACUAUCUACAUGCUAUACAAAGCUUCAAGUCGCUUCAAAUUACCCCAGAUGUAAAGGACUGGAGCCAGGUGAAGUUUGCGCCCACUUUGUUUGAAUGUACUGUGAAAAAAGCUGUGACUAAGCUGGAGCAUUCCUUCAUGGAGAAGAAGAAACUGCUGACUCCACAGGCUGAGCUGAAGAGGCUGCAGCAGUACGCCGUAGAUGUGACCUUUGACCCGGACACCGCUAGUCCGUGGCUAACCCUAUCUGAAGAUCGCAAGCAAGCUUUUGACCGAGGAAAGAAGACUGCCGUUUCGUACAACCCAGAAAGGUUUUCAGAUUUCUUGUGUGUUCUUGGCAAACAGGGGUUCACUACUGGCAGGUUUUACUAUGAAGUUCUGGUGAAAGGAAAUGCAAACUGGGAUGUAGGUGUAGUUAAAGAAUCGAUUGAUAAAAAGAACAAAAACUUCUUGUGUUCAGAGAAUGGAACUUGGGCGCUUAUGUUCAGAAGAGGGGAUACGUACACGGCCAGUGCUAGUCCCAGGGUUGAUCUGGUGGUGAAAUCGCGUCUUCAAAGACUCGGAGUGUUUGUUGACUACGAGAUGGGUCUGGUUUCGUUUUACGACGUGGAAACUGCAGCUCAUCUUUACUCCUUCACCAACUGCAAAUUUUCUGGGAAACUCUAUCCCUUUUUCAGUCCUGGGAACAGUGUAAAUGGGAUUCCCUCGGCUCCUCUGAUCAUCAAACCUGUUAAAAAAGUGUUUUAAUUUGCUCUUUUUUUAAUGCAUGAUUUUGUGGUUGAAAAAAAAAUUACCAGUUGAUUUCUUGUUGCUGCACUUUUGAUUUUAGUGUAAAAAAUGCCAAAAUUCAUACUAAUAUACUGUUUAAAGCUGUGAAGGAUAAAUUGUACAUGUUGAAAGAUGACUUUGUUAUAUUCAAUUUCCAUAAUGCGUUCAGACACUGAUUCAGUUCAGAUACAGCUAAUGAAAAGACUAUAAUCUUUUUCAAUAUUCUGUCUAAAGAAUUCAAAUGUUCUCUUUUUACCUGAUUUAUAAUUGAAAAACAACGUUAUGUUUUGUUCUGCGUUAUUGUCAGUACCUCCAUACCUUGUUUUGUUUGGGUUUUUUUUAAAUUUUUUAGAUAAAUUUGAUACUGUACCUAUAAAUGGCGUACUGAUUUUCAUUCCCACUUGAUUUAUGGCUCUGUAUGAUUCAAAAUGUUCUCUACCAUUCCUCUCAUUAAUUGACCUAAUCAAUAUAUUGGUAGUUUUCAGAUAACAGAUUCACCUAACCAUAGCAUGGUUAGUUGCUUUACAUUUGUGAUGCUGCAGGACACAGGAGGAACACUUUUGGCAAGACAACUCAACAAAAAUAUACUCUAACAUAUUUCUGGUAAAGAUUCAUGUAUAUGGACCAAA